AUGGGAUACACUGACCCUUCGUCGAGCAGGGAUUUGCUGGGAAACAGAACUUUGUUCUUCAUAUUCAUCUGCGCCUUUGCUGUGGUCACCUUGCUGCAGCAGAUCCUCUAUGGGAGAAACUAUCUCAAAAGGUAUUUUGAGUUUUAUGAAGGGCCUUUGGAAUACAACUCUACCAAAUGCCUGGAAUUGCGGCAGGACAUCAUUGAAGUGAAGGUUUUGUCUAUGGUGAAACAAACAGAAUUGUUUGACAGAUGGAAGAGCCUACAGAUGUGCAAAUGGGAGAUGAAUGUCACAGAAGCCAAUUUAUUCAAAUCCACUUUGUCAAGGUGUUGCAAUGCCCCUGCCUUUCUCUUCACCACCCAGAAAAACACCCCUUUGGGAACUAAACUGAAAUAUGAAGUGGAUACUAGUGGGAUCUUCCAUAUCAACCAAGAGAUCUUCAAGAUGUUCCCAAAGGAUAUGCCAUACCACCGCUCCCAGUUUAAGAAAUGUGCCGUGGUUGGGAAUGGAGGAAUUCUGAAGAACAGCAGAUGUGGCCGGGAGAUCGACAGCGCAGACUUCGUGUUCCGAUGCAAUUUGCCUCCUAUAUCUGAGAAAUACUUCAUGGAUGUUGGGGUGAAGACGGAUGUUGUGACUGUCAAUCCCAGUAUAAUUACUGAGAGGUUCCAUAAGCUGGAGAAAUGGAGGAAACCCUUCUACAACGUCCUCCAGGUCUACGAGAACGCCUCCGUGCUGCUGCCAGCUUUCUACAACACCCGCAACACGGACGUUUCCAUCCGGGUCAAAUAUGUCCUGGAUGACUUUGAAUCCCAGCAAGCUGUUUAUUACUUUCACCCCCAGUAUCUCAUCAACGUCUCCCGCUACUGGCUCGGCCUGGGGGUGCGGGCCAAGCGGAUCAGCACGGGGCUGAUCCUGGUGACUGCUGCCCUGGAGCUCUGUGAAGAGGUCCACCUUUUUGGCUUCUGGGCCUUCCCCAUGAACCCCUCAGGGAUUUUUAUAACUCACCACUAUUACGACAAUGUGAAACCUCGCCCUGGUUUUCAUGCUAUGCCCUCAGAAAUUUUCAACUUCCUCCACAUGCACAGCAAGGGGAUCCUACGGGUUCAUACAGGGACCUGUAGCUGCUGUUGACAGGGGCACUUCUUCCUCUGGCACAAAAGUGUGGCAGGAAGCUGAUGCCUCUGUGUGGUGUGGGAAGUUUUAUUACACCCCGAGAUUAUGCAAUAAUUGUUUGAUAUCAGUUUCCUCAAGGCAUUGCACCCCAUAGGAUCCCAGCAUUUUUCCUGCUAGCAGUUUGGGUCCAUAACAGUGUAGGAGAAGCAAAACUCCUCUCUCC
Chaetura pelagica (chimney swift) is the source of this 1336-nucleotide messenger RNA. It is a transcript of the gene ST8SIA5, whose product is annotated as ST8 alpha-N-acetyl-neuraminide alpha-2,8-sialyltransferase 5. The transcript is spliced from 7 exons. The coding region runs from base 1 to 1131 and encodes 376 amino acids. NCBI's taxonomy places the organism in Eukaryota, Metazoa, Chordata, Aves, Apodiformes, Apodidae. Gene Ontology annotation, biological process: oligosaccharide metabolic process; N-glycan processing. The record is from RefSeq and is a predicted model, not a curated record. Gene Ontology annotation, molecular function: alpha-N-acetylneuraminate alpha-2,8-sialyltransferase activity.